AUGACUCUCAAAUCGACCUUUCCCCGCAUUAAAGAAGUCCGGACUUUCAUCAUCGAUGGAGUUGGAUCUGGUGGAGAUUAUCACAAUGUCAAAGGUGGUCACUGGUUGGUCGACAGUGACAUCUCCACUCCCAUGACAAAAUGGGCGCAGUAUCGCGGUUCCCGGACAUCGUGGGGUAUCAACGUCUUGGGAUCUUUCUGCGUUGAAAUCGAAGCUACCGAUGGUACCAAGGGUUUCGCCACUGGAUUCGGUGGCCCUCCAGCCUGCUGGCUGGUACAUCAGCACUUCGAGCGUUUCCUGAUCGGCGCUGACCCUCGUGACACAAACGAUCUGUUCGAGAGGAUGUACCGAGCCUCUAUGUUCUACGGCCGAAAGGGUCUUCCUGUCGCUGUUAUUUCCGUCAUUGAUUUGGCUCUCUGGGAUCUCUUGGGGAAGAUUCGCAACGAGCCUGUUUAUAAGCUCAUCGGCGGUGCUACCCGUACGCGAUUGCAUUUUUACUGCACCGGUCCUCAACCUGCAGCAGCCAAGGCAGCGGGUUUCAUUGGCGCAAAGGUGGCCCUGCCUCAUGGGCCCGAUGAAGGUACGGAAGGAUUGCUCAAGAACGUAGAGUACCUCCGCAAGCAGCGUGAGAGCGUCGGCCCUGAUUUUCCCCUGCGUGUGGACUGCUACAUGUCCUUGAAUGUUCCAUACACUAUUGAGCUCGUCAAGCGUUGUGAAGCGGAAGGAAUCAACAUCGAUUGGUGGGAGGAGUGUCUCAGUCCCGAUGACUUUGAUGGCCAUGCCCUCCUCAAGCGGGCCCACCCCACAGUCAAGUUUACUACGGGUGAGCACGAAUACUCUCGAUAUGGCUUCCGGAAGCUUGUCGAGGGCCGCAACCUUGACAUCCUCCAGCCCGAUGUGAUGUGGGUCGGUGGCAUGACAGAACUGCUCAAGAUCUCGGCAAUGGCUGCGGCAUACGAUAUCCCUGUUGUGCCUCACGCAUCGGGCCCCUACUCGUAUCAUUUUGUUGUUUCUCAGACCAACUCACCAUUCCAGGAAUACCUGGCAAACUCUCCCGAUGGAAUGACCGUCGAGCCAGUGUUUGGCAACCUCUUCGUGAACGAGCCCAUCCCAACUCAGGGUUACCUCGAUGUUUCGAUCCUGGAUAAGCCAGGUUUCGGUUUGGAGCUGAACCCUGCGGCGCCGCUAAUUUCUGCUACCACUAUCCUUACACCCGCCCCUAAGAAGAGCCCCACAUUGCCCGCCGAGGACGAAAAGUUGACCAACGGCGCUGCUCACUAG
This is a messenger RNA of Aspergillus fischeri NRRL 181, 1281 nucleotides long. Its product is annotated as L-rhamnonate dehydratase. Gene Ontology annotation, molecular function: magnesium ion binding; L-rhamnonate dehydratase activity. The record is from RefSeq and is a predicted model, not a curated record. The transcript is spliced from 3 exons. Bases 1 to 1281 code for a protein of 426 amino acids. NCBI's taxonomy places the organism in Eukaryota, Fungi, Ascomycota, Eurotiomycetes, Eurotiales, Aspergillaceae. Gene Ontology annotation, biological process: carbohydrate catabolic process.